Molecule: messenger RNA, 1626 nt
Organism: Cordyceps fumosorosea ARSEF 2679
Lineage: Eukaryota; Fungi; Ascomycota; Sordariomycetes; Hypocreales; Cordycipitaceae
Product: General substrate transporter
Exons: 3
Coding region: 1-1626 (541 amino acids)
Biological process (GO): transmembrane transport; carbohydrate transport
Cellular component (GO): membrane
Molecular function (GO): carbohydrate:proton symporter activity
Source: RefSeq, a predicted model, not a curated record
AUGGACAAGCCACUGUCGCCGACCCAGACGGAGACAGCCCCGUCCCCUGUAGAUGGUGAGAACCUCCCCGUGGCCCCGGUCUCGUGGCUUGAAUCCAAGCUCAAGCCAAAGACCAUUCACCACCGCUAUCCUUUCAGAGGAAAGCCUCUCCUUUGGAUGACAUGCGCUUUUGGAAGCUUGGGUGAUGCCUUGUUCGGUUAUGACCAAGGUAUCGUUUCCGGACUUCUGGUCAACCCGGUGUUCCUCUCGAGGUUCUUCAGCGACUAUGGUGGUGCUGACGGGACCGAUGAUCACAUUAACCCAUCCGUAACAGGCAUUCUCGUGGCAUGUCUUCAGAUCUCGGCCGCCAUCGGCUCCCUGAUUGCAGGUAGUCUCGGCGAUAUGAUUGGCAGGAAAAAGUGCGUUCGUUUAGGCGGCUUCAUCUACUUCGCCACCGCCUUUAUUCAAGCGUUCGCUCCCGAUUUCAAGACUUUCGUUAUCGGCCGGACCCUCCAGGGCCUGGGCGUGGGUUUCCUCUCCAUGACUGUCCCCGUCAUCCAGACUGAGAUUGCCGCACCACAUCGUCGAGGCCGUAUGGUGGGAGUCGAGUACACGUUUCUUAUCGGUGGCUACGCGCUCUCAACUUGGGUUGACUUCGGCUUCUACCACCUUAUCCCAAAGAGCGAGUCCUGGCAGGGCCCCUACUUCAUCCAAAUGGGACUGGCCUUCAUCCUGUUUGCCAUGUCCUUCUUCCUCCCUGAAACGCCUCGCUGGCUCGCCCGCAACGGUUUCACCAAGGAGUGCCUUCAGACAGUCGCGGAUCUUCACACUCCGGACGGUGAUACGCAGGCCCAUCAUGUCCAGCAGGUCAUGGUGGAGAUCAAGGAGGCUGUGCGUUACGAGGCCAGCCUUGGACAAUCGACAUGGCUCGAGAUGUUCACGCGUUAUCGCAAGCGCACCCUCGUUGGAAUCACGGCACAGAUGUUUGCCCAGCUCAACGGAAUCAACGUCAUCUCCUUCUACCUACCUACGACGCUCGCCAAAGCAGGCCUCAGCGUGCAGAAGUCUCUACUCUACACGGCUGCUAAUUCAGUCCCCUACGUCGCCGCUACGAUCCUCACCUGGUGGCUGGCCGAUAAAUGGGGACGACGCCCUCUAUUGAUCCUCGGUGGCAUCCUCAUGGCUAUCGCCCUUUGCGUCGUCUGCGCCUUCACCGAAGCCCACAUUUCAGACUCCAACACUCGUGCACACGGCAUCUACGCUUUCGUUAUGAUCUACAACGCCAUCUACGGCUUCACCUGGGGCCCUAUCCCUUGGUUGCUUCCAGCCGAGAUCUUCCCGCUGCGAGCCCGAAGCAAGGGCAUGGCGCUGGCUACAUGUUCAAACUGGAUGUUCAACUUUGUGAUUGGCAUGUCAGCGCCUGACGCCUUCGCGGGCAUUGGGGGUUACUACUAUGUAAUCAUCGCGGGGUUUUGUCUUAUUUCAGUCGCACUGGCGUACUUCUUUUACGUCGAGACUGCCAACCAUACACUUGAGGAAAUCGCACUGGCGUUUGGAGACAAGGCCUUUGCAGCGGAUGAUGAGACUGUUAUAGCGACGGCGCAUCUCGGGCGUGAAACUGAGGAGAGAAAGUCGGCGCUGGUUUGA